UAUCAUUCUAUCAAUGAGGAAGAUGCUUCUGGUCUUAUACACGAGCAAUUUCCUUCAUGGCUAAAGGACUAUGUGAAUGAUGAGAGGAAUGGAACAACUAGUCCACACCUGAAGGCAUUAGCUCUCGGUCCUAAUCCGAAGGCAACAUCAUGGAACAUAUACUUUGUUAAUGGGUACAAGUUUCACACUCAAGAAUGGAGUCAUGGUAAAAAGACUACUAAUUGUGGGGUAUAUGUUAAAGGUCUUACAAAUGGAGGAGAAAACGAUUUUUAUGGCAUCAUCCAACGUUAAGUCCAGGCAACCUUGUUGCCGAAAUGUGCAGAAAAGUUAUAGUAAAGCUUUACAAGGGUACUUUUUUUAAUUAUAGUGAGCUUAAACGCGAUGAAAAACAAGACGAGAGAAAGGAAUGGUUCAACAUGUUUAAAUCGCUUGUAAGCUGGGACCGUUGCGACGAUGCUAGAAUGGAAGGCUUGUUUCAUCAAAGGUGUGCUGCACGACUGCGUGAUAUAUUGCAAAAGGCUAAAGAUCAGGCGCGCAAGCCGCCUUGGAUGGGUGUAGAUACAUGGGAGUUUCUUCUUGCAAAGUGGGAGACAAAAGAGUUCAAGGAUGUCUCCAAUCAAAAUAAGAUUAAUCGAUCAUCAAGCAGAGGUGGGGCAGUCCAUACGUCUGGUCGUAUAGCUCACCAUGAUGUUGCACUUGAAUUGGCUAAAAAACUCAAGCGACCCGCACAUCCGGAUGAGCUCUUCAUUGCCACCCACAAAAAGAAGAAUGGGGAGUGGGUUGACGAGCGUGCAGCGAAAACACAUGAAACAUACGCGAGUAGUGUUACACAAGCCACACAAAGUGGUGCUGAUGUCGAUGGAUCUACAAGAAUACAAAUGUGGAAAGAAGCUGCAGGAGGUAAAACACGGGGGCGGUGUUAUGGAUCUGCACAAUUGGCGCGCAACGUAAGAUAUGGAGUGAGCUCCUUGACACAAGUGUCAAUUACAAACCCCAAUAGAGAGUCAGAUAACCAAGCCAUUGAGGCUGCUAGAGUUGAAGCUGCUGCAGCACGUGAAGAAGCUGCACGAGCUAAUGCGCGGACAGAUGAAUUGGCAAAACAAUUUGAAGAUCUUAGGAAAAUGUUUGAUAUGUUCCAGUCUCGUCAGGCAGGUCGACCUUCUACUUCGAGUGAACAUUCUCAUUAUGAUUAUUCGGAGGAAGAGGAGGAUGAGGAAGAUGUUGAUGUUGAUGGUCAUGAUCAGGAUCAAUAGAGUUUAUUUAUGUCUAGAUUGUGUUAUGGUUUUCUUAUGUCUAGUUUGACUUAUAAGUAAACUUAUUUUGGUACACCUUGGCAUGUAUAAGUAAACUCGUAUGAGUAUAAGAUUGUGUUAUAAGUAAUGUUGAAUAGGCUGUUUGUUUUGGUACACCUAAUUAUGAAC
Molecule: messenger RNA, 1421 nt
Organism: Vicia villosa (hairy vetch)
Lineage: Eukaryota; Viridiplantae; Streptophyta; Magnoliopsida; Fabales; Fabaceae
Exons: 7
Coding region: 315-1253 (312 amino acids)
Source: RefSeq, a predicted model, not a curated record